This is a messenger RNA of Ananas comosus (pineapple), 1765 nucleotides long. Its product is annotated as COP9 signalosome complex subunit 1. Bases 94 to 1431 code for a protein of 445 amino acids. NCBI's taxonomy places the organism in Eukaryota, Viridiplantae, Streptophyta, Magnoliopsida, Poales, Bromeliaceae. The record is from RefSeq and is a predicted model, not a curated record. Gene Ontology annotation, cellular component: COP9 signalosome. The transcript has 6 exons.
GCAAAAGCACCGAGCCCUCGUAUACAUACCACAACCAUCGCUCCCCUUCCUCUCGCUCUAGGGUUUUUGCGACGAGGAGAAAACCCUAGCGCCAUGGACGGGGAAGACGAGUCCCUGGGCGCGGUGAUGGUGGACGACCCCGCGUUCCCCAAUGGCUCCGUCGACUCCGACGCCGCGCGCGCCACCGUGGUGGGCGGCGGCGAUCAGAUGGACGUGGAGGCGUACGCGGCGCUCUACACGGGGCGCACGCGCGUGGCGCGGCUCCUCUUCAUCGCGGAGCGGUGCGGGAGCGAGGCGGUGCAGCUCGAGGCCCUCCGCAUGGCCUACGACGAGAUCCGCAAGGGCGAGGACUCCCACCUCCAUCGCGAGGUCUCCGCCAAGAUCGCCGGGCGCCUUGGCCCUCAAUACGUUCUCGACCAGGCUUGGGCCGACUCCGUCGAUCGCCGCGCAGAGCAGCGCAAGGAGAAGCUCGAGAACGAGCUCAAUGGUUACAGGACAAACUUGAUAAAAGAAAGCAUCAGAAUGGGUUACAAUGAUUUCGGCGACUUCUACUAUGCUCACGGUCAACUUGGAGAUGCUUUUAAGAGCUAUGUCCGAACUCGCGAUUAUUGCACUACAUCUAAGCACAUAAUUCAGAUGUGUUUGAAUGUGAUUCUUGUUAGCAUUGAGUUGGGCCAAUUCAUGCAUGUCUCGAAUUAUGUCAGUAAAGCAGAACAAACUCCGGACUCUUUGGAUGCUGUUACGAUUGCAAAGCUACGAUGUGCUGCAGGAUUAGCCAACUUGGAAGCAAAGAAGUAUAAGCUUGCUGCUCGCAAGUUUAUUGAAACAGGGCCCGAACUUGGAAAUAACUAUACAGAAGUGAUAGCACCCCAAGAUGUUGCAGUGUAUGGUGGACUUUGUGCUCUUGCUUCUUUUGACAGAACAGAGCUGAAGAAGAAAGUUAUUGACAACAUUAACUUCCGAAACUUUUUAGAGUUAGUUCCUGAAGUGAGGGAACUUAUCAAUGAUUUCUAUGCAAGCCGCUAUGCUUCAUGCCUGGAAUAUCUGGAGAAUCUGAAACCGAAUUUGUUGCUUGAUAUCCAUUUACAUGAUCACGUCAACACACUGUACACCGAAAUCCGCCACAAAGCUAUCAUUCAGUACACACUUCCUUUUAUAUCUGUCAAUCUCCACACAAUGGCCGGUGCUUUCAAGACAAGUGUUACUGGACUGGAGAAAGAAUUGGAAGUGCUGAUCACCAACAACCAGAUUCAAGCCCGAAUAGACUCGCACAACAAAAUUCUCUACGCGAGGCACGCCGAUCAAAGAAAUGCGACGUUCCAGCGCGCCCUACAAACUGGCACAGAGUUUGAGAGGGAAAUUCGAGCGAUGCUGUUGAGGGCCAACCUCAUUAAACACGAGAGCAACCUUAAGUCAGCAAGAAAACUUUGAACCAGUAAGACGAUCUUCAUUACGAGCUCUUUCGCUGAUAUUUCUCCUGAAUUGGACUUUUAACCUUCUCUUCCUGAUGAAAGAUGAAUUUUGUUAUUUUGUGUUUGGAAGUCAAUCCAUCGGUAUCGUGUAAUGGUGAGUUUUAGAACCGAGACUCCGGUCAUCAUGGUUGCUGUAAUUUAGUGUAUAUACCUUCGACCUUCAAGAGCGGAUUAUUUUCUUGACACUUACUGCCCCAUUUGGUAGCAGUAUCUACUAUACCAUUUAGCAGCUGUUGAAGGAAAUAUAUUUGAGAUUAGUUAUGUCACAUGGAGCUAAUUACAAUUUUCUUGCU